Molecule: messenger RNA, 936 nt
Organism: Fonsecaea multimorphosa CBS 102226
Lineage: Eukaryota; Fungi; Ascomycota; Eurotiomycetes; Chaetothyriales; Herpotrichiellaceae
Exons: 2
Coding region: 1-936 (311 amino acids)
Source: RefSeq, a predicted model, not a curated record
AUGACAUCCUUUUUCCGCGGCAGUCAUAAAUGGAAUUACCGACUGCAAUGGGAUGGAAUAAAGAGUCUGACACAUGAUUAUUUGACCGCAUAUAGGACCUUGCUGUUGGACACAUUACAAUUCUUGACGAUUUGUUUACAAGCGACUGUCGUGGACCAGCGCAACAGACCUCCCCUAAACUAUAUCGACGACGGAGGGACCGCGCACCGUGAUGCCAGAGAAGUCAAGGUUCUACACGCACGCCAGGCUUCUAUGCUACUGGAGGAGAAGGGGGUGGGGGAUAACAAGGAUGACGACGAUGACGACGAUGACGGCGAUGACGACGACGGCGACUGCGAUAAUACUGAUUCAUCCUCACCUUCCUCACAUCCGGCCUGCACGAGCACUACAUCGUCUGAGACUAAUCCGCCAGAAGCGAUCAUUGAAGAAUGUUCGAGCGAAUGCCUUGCGACGACAAAAAUAGCCUCCAGCGAGUCGGGCAGAUGCUUUUGGGGCUAUAUAAUAUCAACCCACAUCACCGAAAGCCGGGCAUUUCAGAAAGAAACGUUGUCGUGUCAAGGCAAAAAUCGAGGCAAGCCUAAGAAUCUAUACGAGGAGUUUGCCCGCUCUCUCGACAUCACGAAUUCCAAGCUAGAACCUGUCAUUCGACUGGGAGCACCCUUGAUUCACAUUGGGAAGUCGGGCUCCGCUACGCUUCUCCUAUUGUUAGACCGGCCCAAAAUGAUGAAACAAUUGAGCGUGGCCGACACAGAAAACCUGGAUCGGGUAUCCAGCGAUGAUGAUCUUGUGGAGAAAAUCACCAAGAAGUUGGAUACAGCUAUCCGCGAUGCAUAUAAGCGAUACCAGGAGGUCGCGGCCGACGUCUGGAACGUCAAGGGAAGGUCUGCCAUGGUCGAUAAAAUCGAUAACAUUAUGGGCAAGCGGAUCAAUGCUUGA